Clonostachys rhizophaga is the source of this 1560-nucleotide messenger RNA. The record is from the annotation of a GenBank genome assembly. Lineage: Eukaryota; Fungi; Ascomycota; Sordariomycetes; Hypocreales; Bionectriaceae.
AUGGAAUCACCCGACUCUCACUCACCUGUUGGUAAAGAAAAGACCUCGGACUGUGAGGCAGGGUCGGCAGAGCACCCGGACCGAGUCGCGAGCAUCACGGCCGGAGAGAAUGCACCGCAAGAUCAGCUCAGGCGCGACAUAAAACCGUUGGAGAUCCUCUCUCUCGGUUUCAACAUCUGCAACAGCUGGAUCGCCAUCUCCACCGCGCUGGCCAUUGCCAUCUCCGCCGGCGGUACAGUAACCGUCCUCUACGGGGUCCUUAUCGCCUCGUUCGCGUACCUGGCCGUUGCCAUCACACUUGCGGAAUUGGCAUCCGUCUAUCCCACGGCCGGAGGACAGUAUCAUUUCACGUCCAUCUUGUGUCCUCAGAAAGUCAACCGGGCAGUGUCCUAUGCUUGUGGUCUUGCGGCAGUCAGCUCUUGGGUCUUCCUGGCUGCUGCCAUUACUACUCUAUCAGCACAGUUGUUGCUGGCCGUGCCCGCUUUCUACAUUGAAACCUAUACGCCGUUGGCAUGGCACUACUUCAUGGUGUAUCAGGCCAUCAAUAUCGUUCUUCUUCUCUACAACAUUUACUGUCUUAAACGAGCACCAUGGACACAUGAUAUUGGCUUUGCAUUGAGUCUUCUCAUGUUCCUCAUCAUUCUCGUCACAUGUCUUGCUCUAUCCACCAAGAACAACUCGGAAACGAUCUGGACGGGCUUUGAUAACACGACAGGUUGGCCAGCAGGCGUUACAUUCUUGACAGGUCUCGUCACUCCAGCCAGCAUGUACGGCGGGAUCGACGCUGUUUUGCAUCUCGCCGAGGAAUGCAAGCAACCGGAGCGUACAGUACCGAGGGCCAUGAUGGCCAUUAUCACCAUAGGUUUUCUGACCGGGUUCGGGUUUGCGGUGGCCAUGUGUUACGGCAUCACGGAUCUCGAGCCUCUCAUUGGUUCCACAAUGCCCAUAUAUGAAUUAUGGAGGCAAGCCACUGGAAGCGCAACAGCAGCUACCGUGUUCGUCGUCGUAUUGCACAUCAUCACCUUAUUUGCCGUCAACGCCGUGCAGCAGACAGCCUCCCGUAUGACAUGGGCUUUCGCUAGAGAUGGCGCACUACCUGCGAAGUCUUGGCUAGCUAGCGUCGACGCUCGAAAGCAGGUCCCAGUAUGGUCCCUUCUCGCGAAUGCUGUUGUGAUCUUUGUGAGUGGCUGUGUGUAUUUGGGAUCGGCCGCCGCGUUCUCUGCCAUCAUCGGGUCAAGCCUCAUCCUGCAGCUUCUUUCGUUUACUAUUCCGUCCCUGCUGCUUCUGUGGCACAAACGGUCAGCCGACGUCUUGCCUCUGGACCGACCCUUCCGUGUCCCAAACAUCGUGGGAUGGGCAGCCAACAUCAUUGUGGUCAUCUUCGGUAUCCUACUUACUAUAUUUUUCACUUUUCCAGCCGCAAUGCCAGUGACAGGUUCCAGUAUGAAUUAUGCCAGCGCAGUUAUUGCAGUGGUGGGUGUUCUAGGAGCUGUGAAUUGGGUAUGCUACGCGAAGAACCACUUUGCAGGACCAAGCAUUGAAGAGUAUCUGCAUAAAUGA